Molecule: messenger RNA, 1096 nt
Organism: Panicum virgatum (switchgrass)
Lineage: Eukaryota; Viridiplantae; Streptophyta; Magnoliopsida; Poales; Poaceae
Exons: 3
Coding region: 98-655 (185 amino acids)
Source: RefSeq, a predicted model, not a curated record
GUUAGGACACUGCAUAUGGUCACAACUCACAAGCAUAAUACCCGUGCUCUUCAUUUUACAGCAAAACUGAGGCUUCCAGCCGGCAUUCCCCGAUCCCAUGAGCGAUCCCAAGCAUCGGCCGCCGACGGCGGCGGAGGUGGUGGGGCGACUCAAGGACGACGGCGACUUCGACGCCCUCCGCCGCGCUAUCGUUCGGAAGGUCAAGGACAACGAGGUGCUACGCAACAAAAUAAUCUCAGAGGUAAAACAGUCAGUGAUACUACAAGAAGAUGGAUCUGAGAAGUUAAAAUUAAAAGAACUUUCUGAUGCAAUUUAUAAAGAUAUUGGGAGCAAAAUAAUGGGUCAGAUAUCAGAUGAGGUAUGGAAUGUCAUCCAGUCCAAUGAAACUGAUAUACGGGGAACCGUAGAAGCUGUCUACAAUAGGAUACUGAACCCUGAAGAGGCCCAUGAGCCUUCUUCCAAGAAGCUGAAGAGGAAGGGCAAAGAGCAACAAGUUUUGCCAGCAAAAACACAAACUACUGUUGCUGCCGAGGCGGAGGAUGAUGAUCCGUUGGAACCACCAGGUUUUGGCAGAAAUAAUCAGCACAAUAACAUCGCAGCAGUAGCAGCAGCAGCAGCAGCAGCAGCAACAACAACAACAGUAGCAGCAGAGUAGACGCAGCAGCCGAAGCCAAAUUUGGAAAAUCAUAAUGAAGCGAAGUUAAAUGGAGGUGAGCCAGCUGCUGCCAGCGGCCCGGCGGGUGAUGAUGAUGAUCCUAUGGUGCCCCCUGGAUUCGGCUAAUGCAGCUUGCAAGCUUAAAUGACAGUGCGGUUGUUUCUUGGUCAGCAUGUAAAGGGAGAUGCCUUUUAAUUUCUGCUGACAGGAAGAGAGAUGCUUUAGCGCAUGUUUGCAGCUCUGAGGUGAGCAGUUCAGAUGAAUCUUUGAGUCCUGAAACCUGUGUUGUGGUGGGAAGUCUGUGCUGCCCUUGAUAUCUUUUUUCUGUAAUGGUGGUGGAUAUGUUGGUGGUUGACAAAGUUUUCCUUGUGCGCGUGGUUUCAAAGUUGCGUUUCGCGCGCUGAUUUCUCUGAGUAUAUGUUUUUUUUAAGAUUAUAUCUC